CUGUGUCUACCCAGAUCCCUGACAGUAGCUUCAGAAGUCUUUGUUUUAAAGAAUCAGCUGCCUAAAGCCGAAACGGAAUCUGUGGGCGAAAUGAGCUCAGGCUACAGCAGCCUGAGCACCAAACUGUCCCUAAAGAAUUCAUCUCUCCCUGAAGAGGAUCAUACCAAAUUUAAAUACCGUAAAGUGUCUCUGAUCACUGAAACCAAUACCACUGAGGAUAGCCAGGACACGGCUACAGAUACAGACUCAGAGUACAGAUGGAAGAACCAAUUUGACGGGGUUUCUCAGUACACACCGUACACAAAAGAGUCUUCCUCCUAUUCUGACUCUCCGGGUUACAGAAUGUCAAACUCCUACUCCAGUACCUACUCCUCCUCUGAUCUCCCAGAGGCUUCAGCAUACAAACACCUGAGUGACCCCUCCCUCUCUUCAGAGGAUCGCUAUGGCAGCAGAAUGACUGACAGGAGCAGGAUUUAUCAGAGCUAUGAGAGCGAGCCAGCAGAGGCACCAAAGGAUGAGUGGAGGCGGAGUUUAGUGGAGGAGGAGGAGCCUGCUGCACCUGCCAUGGAGAGAGAGGCAGAGUCAGAGAGGAUAAAGUCAGGCCGGGACUCACAGCAGCUGCCUUCGUCUAGCUUCACCUCGACACAACAAUCCAUCCAGGACACUUUCGACAGUUUCCAAGACAAAGACGACGACUCAUUACGUUUUACUGGAGUGUUCAAGGCCACGCUGGUGGAGUUGGUUUCUGAGCCUGCAGCUCGCCCCUCCACUCCCCCUGCCUCCCCCGACGCAGACUCCCCGUACCAGUUGGACAUGGAUAGCCUAGUGGAUACCCUGAGGAACAUGGGACCUUCCUUCAGACCCAGGAACACAGGACUUCGUGGGCCUCCUCCGGUCCUCCUCUCCUCCCUGCCACCGAUCAAUGAGGAUACUCCCAGCCCCAUCACCUUCGACAUGCCUGACUUCCUCAGGAGCCCCACUAAAAAGAUGGAGGCAAUGGGAAACCCUGCUGAGUCAAUCAAAGUAAAUUACACUCUGCCUGCUGAACUGGGACUGAAGAGGAACAUCCCCAGAGACACUCGCUCACCACUGGAACUACUCAAGCAGAACCAGCAGGAGCAGCAGCCGCCUGGAUCCAAGAUGCUGAACUUGCCCCUGAGAGCGUCUGCAACCAACAGUCUAGUAAUGAGAACAUCCUUUGACUCUUCGCCUGAGGAAUUAAAAUCCCCUGUGCUGAAUGGAAAUGGAUUGCUCUCACCUUCCGGCAUUGGCUCCCGCCUAGACAACAGUCUCAUCUUUAAAAACCACAGGUUAUCAUCCAUAGAUCAGACCAUGGAAAACGGAAAGACCCAUCACCCGCUCUUCCGCACCGGCUCGCUUCCUGAUACGGGGCUUUCAAACGACCGCAUCAGUAUGGGACACAAGAAGCUCGGUGAACCGGGAACAGAAGCAGGGGGGUCUCGCUUCGAGCGCCUCUCCUUCCUUUUGAACUCCUCGUCGAGCUCCUUGUCCGGGGCUGAAGACCCCAACGGUCGUAUGAGUCGGCCCCCCCUGCUGGGCAUCGGCUCACCCACCUCCAGCAACAGUCCCACCCGCCUCCUCAGCCCCACCAGCUCCAUAGACCUCCAGAGGCCUUACAACACCCCAAACUCCCCCUUAUUCAUGUUCGGCCAGACACAGGGGAUUGGUGCAGGUACUGGAGCACUGGGCAAUCCUAUCCUGCAGAGGAGCUUCAUUAGUGAUGGCGGCAUGGGGGGCUACCAGGCAAGGCAAGAAAUGGAGCCUGAGAAGAUUUUAGCUUCCAAAUACAGGGCCUUCCCUGAUGCCUAUCUCACAAAAGAGAAGGAGCAUGGGAAGCUCAAUCCUCGUCCUGGAAAGUUGUAUAUCUUUGACCGACCUGGAAUGUGCGGCCAGAGGCUCGAGGUGCGCAGUGAUGUCAUCGAUGCUACGCCAUGGGACCUGCAAGAGACCAUCUCCAUCAGGGUCGUCAGAGGAGGAUGGGUGCUGUAUGAGAAGCCUAACUUCAAAGGGGAGAAGAUCGCUCUGGACGAGGGAGACCUAGAGCUCACCAACCCCUUCAACCCCCCAGAGGAGGAACUGCAGAACGGGCAGAUAGAGGGUGGAGACCAGAACGGAGAAUCAAGUGAAGAGAAAACUGAGACUAAGGCUGAGAGGAAGUUCAUCAUCGGGUCCAUUCGAAGAGCGGUCAGGGAUUACAGCGUCCCAGAAAUCGGUCUUUUCCCAGAGGAGAACGCAGAAGGGAAGAAGGUCACCUUCAGAGACACGUCUGAAGAUGCCAGGAUUUUUGGUUACCCCAUCAAGGCCAACUCUAUCAUCAUUAAUGCUGGGCUAUGGCUGGUGUACGCACAUCCCUUCUUCCAAGGCAUACCACGUGUCCUGGAGGUGGGGGGGUUCCCCAAUCCCGCGGCAUGGGGAGUGGAACAGCCCUAUGUGGGAUCACUGCAUCCACUCAAAGUCGGUGAACCUAAAGUGGAAAAUAUAAGUGAACCAAAGAUGGAGGUAUUUGAAAAGCCAUACUUCUCUGGGAAAUCGAGGACCAUUCACAUGGACAUGAGGAACUUCAUGACCAGAGAAGACCGGCAGCAGACGGCCUUUAUGCACAACGUGGGCUCUCUUAAAGUCCAAGGAGGAAUCUGGGUGGGCUACGAGAAGGAGGGCUACCGAGGGCGCCAGUACCUGCUGGAGGAGGGGGACUACCACGACUGGAGGGUGUGGGGGGGCAACGACGCCGAGAUGCGAUCCGUCAGGGUGAUACGAGCAGACCUAACAGAACCCAUGAUGGUGAUGUUUGAGCAGCCAGAGGAAGACCAGGAGGGAAUGGCGGAGGACAACACCUUUGAGGUGACGGACGCCAUUGCUGACGUUGAGCUGUUGGAGUACAAACCGUCCACACGCUCCAUCCAAGUAUUCAGUGGGGCAUGGAUAGCCUAUUCUCAUGUGGACUUCUCUGGUAACCAGUACAUCUUAGAGAAAGGUUUCUAUAACAACUGUGCUGACUGGGGCUCUCAGGACAACCGCAUCUGCUCCGUGCAGCCCAUCCUGAUGGCUCCAACGGACAGCACAAGGACCAGCAAUGAGCUGAUACUGUACUCUGAGGCAGACUUCAAGGGCCAGUGUCACAUCUUUAACUGCAACCAGGAAGAAAUCCCAGAAAAAGUACUGACCAAGUCCUGCAGAGUGUCCGGGGGAAGCUGGGUGCUCUACGAGGAUAAAAAGUACUCUGGGAACUUGUUCGUCUUAUCUGAAGGAGACUACCGCAAUCUGACCAGCAUGGGAUGUCUGCCCAGCUCCUACAUCCGCUCUGCCAAGGUCGUCCCGAUGACAUUCUCCGUCCCCUCCAUCUCUCUGUUUGGCCUGGAGUGUCUGGAGGGCAGAGAGAUCACCAUGGACUCAGAGAUCAACAGCAUGAUGGAAGAGGGCUUCAACAACCACAUCCUGUCUGUCAGAGUCAACAGCGGCUGUUGGGUGAUAUGUCAAUACAGUAACUACAGGGGGCGCCAAUUCCUACUGGAACCAAUUGAGAUCACCAACUGGUUGAAGUUCAGCUCGCUAGAGACUAUUGGCUCAAUGUUCCCAAUCAGACAGAAGCGCCACUUUCUCCGCAUCAAGAACAAAGAGAAGGGUCACUUCCUGUCGAUCCAGGGCGGCGUGGAGGAGCUGAAAUCAGGACGAGUGGUGGUGACACCAGAGUGUGAGCCUAUGAGCGACGUCUGGUUCUAUCAGGACGGCUUCAUCAAGAGCAAGUUGUCCCCCGUCAUGAGCCUGCAGGUGGUGGGCAAUGUAGAACCGGGAGCCAAGGUGGUCCUGUGGGCAGAGACCCGGCAGCCCAUCCAGAACUGGUCCGCCAAGAUGAGAGGCCUCAUCACCAACCUGACUUUCCCUGGCUUCGUCCUGGAUGUCAAAGGUGGCAAAACUUACGACAAGGACCAUGUGGUGAUUAUGCCGGAGGAUGAUGAGAGGCCAAGCCAACAGUGGGAGAUAGAGCUGCUAUAAAAAGCUCCCACCUCCCUUUUCAAACUUUCCUCAGCAGUGCAUCUCUUUACAAACCCAUGAUGCCACAGCCUGGGAUCCACUGCCACUGUUUUAUUUGUUCCCACUUCAUGAAUGAUGUCACUUUUAUGAACAUUGUGAGAGUGAGAAUUUAACUAAGCACUGGAAAGCUGCACCAAACAGUGCAGUGCAGUGCAGUGCUUUGCAGAGUUUUCUAUUUUUAUUUUUUCUUUCAUUCAAAUCCUCCCAGUCAAAUUAGGAUUUCUGUAUGCAAGGACUUAAAAAGAGAAAGUGCCUUCUCCUGCUGCAGAGGUUCAUCACGAGUUGUAAAGCUGGAAUACAAUGUAUUUUUGGAGGAUGUACAUACACUGCAUUGACAGAACAAAUUGACUUUUAUCAAAUCGUAUCACUUUAAUUAAAGUAUUUAACCUAAAAUCUCCCUGAUUACUGCUCAUGUACAUUCUCUGACUGUGGAAGUUUGAUGUAGUUCAUGCUUUGUUAUCCUUUUUUACAAUGAAGCAAACCUAGUUUCCAUUUUAAGACAUUGUUUUCCUGCUGUAAAGAAACAAGGGGCAACCAGUGCUUUAAACAGAUUGUGGAAAAAUGAAGCCAAGCAGAUGCAUAGUGUGCAGGAAACUUGUGCUUUGGUUUAUUAACAGUGUUUUAUGUUAUGUAUGUAUGGAUGGAUGUUUGUUUGUGGGACAUGUUGCACUCAUGUUGGAGUAUAUCACAUUGAAUUGUGCAGGGCAAGGAGAUGUCAAGUUACCAUGUAUUUGUUGUACUUUUAAAUGUUUAAAUUGUUACAUAUAUUUUACUUUGUGUCUGCAUCAGCUGUAUGUUAAUAUAUAGUCUAUGGUUAAUAUUUGAUGCUAAAGUUGUGAUGUCAGAUUUUAUGUAAGAGGGAAUGGUUUUGAAAUAUUAAAUAAAAUUAAACCUUGUUUAUUGGAA
Molecule: messenger RNA, 4959 nt
Organism: Notothenia coriiceps (black rockcod)
Lineage: Eukaryota; Metazoa; Chordata; Actinopteri; Perciformes; Nototheniidae
Product: absent in melanoma 1 protein-like
Exons: 20
Coding region: 91-4014 (1307 amino acids)
Biological process (GO): lens development in camera-type eye; visual perception
Molecular function (GO): structural constituent of eye lens
Source: RefSeq, a predicted model, not a curated record